Molecule: messenger RNA, 1152 nt
Organism: Micromonas commoda
Lineage: Eukaryota; Viridiplantae; Chlorophyta; Mamiellophyceae; Mamiellales; Mamiellaceae
Exons: 1
Coding region: 1-1152 (383 amino acids)
Molecular function (GO): ferric iron binding; ferrous iron binding; acid phosphatase activity
Source: RefSeq, a predicted model, not a curated record
AUGCGCACGGCGCAAAGGCGCCGCCUAGCCAUGGGAUCCUUCUUCGCGGGUGUGUGCAUGCUGGUGAUGCUGACGACACAAUCGACGGAUGCACGCAUCACGAGGGAAGAUAUCCGCCGCGCGCACCUCGCCGUCAGGGAGAGGGGCGGCACUUCUCGCUCGGUUGCGGAUCUGCGGUGUGAAGGCCUACCGCUCCCCACCGCUCCCGAAGGCGCCGUCAAGUUCUUCGCGCUCGGAGACUGGGGUGUUCGAGGCCUGGAUGUGGGAUCAGAAGCACAACUCGACGUCGCUCGCGGGAUUUCGUGCGCCGCUCGAGCGAACCAACCAAGAUUCGUCGUCACGCUUGGAGACAACUUCUAUCCGAAGGGCGUCACCUCAGAAAACGACCGACAGUUCACCUUCAAAUUCGAGGAGGUGUACGGUGAUGACGCGCUGCAGGUUCCGUGGUUUCCAAGUCUGGGGGAUCACGAUCAUCUCGGGGAUGUGAACGCGCAGUCCAUGUACUCGCUGAAGAGCGACAGAUGGUCGAUGCCCCGCGCGUGGUACGUCGAAGUCAUUCCUCUGACGAAUGGAGGGAAGCUCCAGCUGAUCUUUGUGGACUGGGUGGCUCUCGAGGGGAGGUUCAGCGUGUCGGUUAACGAUAGGCGCUUUCAGAAGCACCUCGGGGAGGCGGCUGGAAAAGAUACCUCGGAGGAACACUGGGAGUGGCUGCGAAGGGUGACGAGUUCGAGCAAUCCCACUUGGCGGGUAGUCAUCGGGCACAGGCCGCUCAUCUCGGUGUCUGCCCGCUCCGCAAAGGACGACGAGCGGUACCCGGCAGAGGGACGGGCGAGAAGCGCCAUCAGGGAGUUCAUAGAGGGAGCGGACGUGGACCUGUGGAUAAACGGACACGAUCACACGGCGCAGGUGGCGUGCUCGGAGCGUGGGGGCGGGACGACGCACUUCGUGACUUCAGGGAUCGGCGGGUACGAUUUGCACGCGCUGCGACCGCGGGAGGAGUGGGAGGAGACGCUGUACGCCGAGAACGGGUACCACGGGUUCACCGCCCACAUCGUGACGGACGACACGCUCACGACGCAUUUCAUGGACGAGCGCGGGCGGGUCAGGCACUCUUUCGAGAUUAGGAAGGAUAGUUCACGUUGCAACUACUAG